AUGCCCCGCUCAGGCCUCAGGGCGGCACUGUGAGCUCGCGGCCGCGGCCGGCGCGUUCGGGCGGGCCGCAGGGCGCCGACCCACGCUGGCCCGGCCGGGAACGUGUCUCCGGGUGACGCAGCCCCGGGUGGGGAACGUGGUGCGGCGGCAGCGGCUGCGACUGUACGCGCCUCUGCCGCCUGGAGAGGACGUGCAUUGCAGCGGAGUCGGCGGCACUGGACCCGGAGCGGCAGGCGGCCGCCGGGGGGCAAGACACAGGCGCCGGCGAGGAAGUAGGUCUCCGGCGCGGCGUCCAACAAAGAGCGGGGUCGCCCUGCUCAAGCGGAGCUGCGGGCAGAGGCUCCAUGUUGGGAAGCGGAGCGGCCCGUCCUUGUUAGCGGGAAUCGGGGCUCCGCGGCUAGAGCCGGCGGGGUACGGCCCUGAGAGAAUAUGGAGGCUCCGCUGCGGCCUGCCGCGGACAUCCUGAGGCGGAACCCGCAGCACGACUAUGAGCUGGUCCAGAGGGUCGGCAGCGGCACCUACGGAGACGUCUAUAAGGCCAGAAAUAUACACACAGGAGAGUUGGCAGCUGUAAAAAUUAUCAAAUUGGAGCCUGGGGAUGAUUUUUCUUUGAUUCAACAAGAGAUAUUUAUGGUUAAAGAAUGUAAACACUGCAACAUUGUUGCCUACUUUGGGAGCUAUCUCAGCCGGGAAAAGCUGUGGAUUUGUAUGGAGUACUGUGGUGGUGGAUCACUUCAAGAUAUUUACCAUGUUACUGGACCAUUAUCGGAAUUGCAAAUAGCUUAUGUAUGCAGGGAAACAUUACAGGGUCUUGCAUAUUUACAUACUAAAGGCAAAAUGCAUAGAGAUAUCAAAGGUGCAAAUAUUUUAUUGACAGAUCAUGGUGAUGUAAAAUUAGCUGACUUUGGUGUGGCUGCAAAAAUAACAGCUACCAUUGCAAAGAGAAAAUCUUUCAUUGGCACGCCUUAUUGGAUGGCCCCAGAAGUUGCAGCAGUAGAGAAGAAUGGUGGCUAUAACCAACUCUGUGAUAUCUGGGCAGUAGGAAUAACAGCAAUUGAGCUUGGGGAACUUCAACCACCUAUGUUUGAUCUUCAUCCAAUGAGGGCUCUCUUCUUAAUGUCAAAAAGUAAUUUUCAGCCUCCGAAAUUAAAGGACAAAACAAAAUGGUCAUCGACAUUCCACAAUUUUGUCAAGAUAGCACUAACCAAAAACCCCAAAAAAAGGCCAACUGCUGAAAGACUUCUGACUCAUACUUUUGUAGGACAACCAGGUCUUUCUAGGGCUCUAGCAGUUGAACUGUUGGAUAAAAUGAACAAUCCAGACAACCAUUCACAUUAUGCAGAAGGCGAUGAUGAUGACUUUGAGCCCCAUGCAAUCAUUCGUCAUACCAUUAGAUCUACAAACAGGAAUGCCAGAGCUGAACGGACAGCUUCAGAAAUAAAUUUUGACAAGUUACAAUUUGAACCUCCUCUGAGAAAAGAAACAGAAGCACGCGAUGAAAUGGGAAUGUCAUCAGACCCAAACUUUGUAUUUCAAUGGAAUCCUUUUGUUGAUGGUGCAAACACUGGCAGGUCAACCUCAAAACGUGCAAUACCACCUCCCCUACCUCCUAAGCCAAGGAUAAGCAACUACCCAGAAGACAACCUUGCAGAUGAAGAAAAAUCAACUAUAAAACAUUGCCCUGAUUUAGAGAACAGAGCUCCCCAAGUUCUCAGAAGACAGAGUAGCCCAAGUUGUAGUCCUAUAGCCGAGACUUCCUCUAUUGGUAUGGCUAGCAGUAUCAUCAGCCCUGGAGUGCAUACAGCUAGAUACUGUGAUCUGGGAAAUGGUGAUGGUAUUUCCAAACUGAUUAGUGAAAAUACAGAAGGAUCAGCACAGGCACCACAGUUACCACGAAAAAAGGACAAGCGAGAUUUCCCUAAACCUGCUAUUAAUGGCCUUCCACCUACCCCAAAAGUGCUGAUGGGAGCAUGUUUUUCCAAAGUUUUUGAUGGCUGCCCUUUGAAAAUUAAUUGUGCAACAUCCUGGAUACAUCCUGAAACAAAAGAUCAGUACAUUAUUUUUGGAACCGAAGAUGGUAUUUAUACAUUGAAUCUCAAUGAGCUACAUGAGGCCACAAUGGAACAGUUAUUUCCACGGAAAUGUACAUGGCUCUAUGUUAUCAAUAAUACUUUAAUGUCAUUAUCAGGAAAAACCUUUCAGCUCUACUCUCAUAAUCUUACAGCUUUGUUUGAACAAGCCAAAAAACCAGGAUUAGCUGCCCAUAUUCAAACUCAUAGGUUCCCAGACCGCAUACUACCAAGAAAAUUCGCUAUAACAACAAAGAUUCCUGAUACAAAAGGCUGCCACAAAUGUUGCAUAGUCAGAAAUCCUUACACAGGUCAUAAAUACCUCUGUGGAGCCUUACAGUCUGGAAUAGUUUUACUUCAGUGGUAUGAACCAAUGCAGAAAUUCAUGUUGAUAAAGCACUUUGAUUUUCCUUUGCCAAGUCCUUUGAAUGUUUUUGAGAUGCUUGUAAUACCAGAACAGGAAUACCCCAUGGUCUGUGUAGCUAUUAGCAAGGGCACCGAAUCAAAUCAGGUAGUUCAGUUCGAGACUAUCAAUUUGAACUCUGCAUCUUCAUGGUUUACAGAAAUUGGUGCAGGCAGCCAACAGUUAGAUUCCAUUCACGUAACGCAGUUGGAAAGAGAUACCGUUUUAGUGUGUUUAGACAAAUUUGUAAAAAUCGUAAAUCUACAAGGAAAACUAAAAUCAAGUAAGAAACUAGCCUCUGAGCUAAGUUUUGAUUUUCGCAUUGAAUCUGUAGUUUGCCUUCAAGAUAGUGUGUUGGCUUUCUGGAAGCAUGGAAUGCAGGGCAAAAGCUUCAAAUCUGAUGAGGUUACCCAGGAGAUUUCAGAUGAAACAAGAGUUUUUCGCUUAUUAGGAUCAGACAGGGUUGUCGUUUUGGAAAGUAGGCCAACAGAAAAUCCUACUGCACACAGCAAUCUUUACAUCUUGGCUGGUCAUGAAAAUAGUUACUAAGCAACAGAAACUGAUCUCAAAUGAAAGGAAGAUAACAUAUUCCAUUGAAAGCAAAAAUAUUUUAAGGACAGUUCAGUACAAGCUACAUUUAAUUUGCUUUAACAAUUAUGGGUUAUCUCAAAUGAUCUGUACUUUAAGUUAGAUUCAAUAUUUUCUGUAGCUGGAAACAGCUGUUCUAUCUCUUGCCACUGUGUGGUGGUUAUAUCAAGUUUGCUUAAUAAAAGCUACAAGACAAAUAGUCCUCUAGUUUCAGGAAACACAGUCUUCUUUUUUAAAAUAAAUAAAUAAAUAAUAAUAAUGUUUAUAACAAGGGUGCCAUAAUUCCCUAGAUUACAACUCAUGUUGUUAUCUUCAGGAAGAAAAAUUUAGUGACAGUUUCCUCAUUUUAUACUAUAUUUUAUUCUUAAUGAGCAUAAUUUGAUGAAGAUAUUAUCAAAUAAGCCUUUCACUUUUACUUUGGUCAUUCUGUAUGUUUUUGUAGAAUAGAAUAUUUAAUCCUUAUUUAUUAAUCUCUUGCUGGAGUGGUGUAAUGUAUCUAACUUUUGGCAAAGGAGGGUUGCAGCUUAAAUUUUUUAUAAUGUAUAAAAUUUUUGUUUACCUUUUAGGUAGUAUUUUGAGGGGUUAAAGGUUCAGUAUAUAUAUGCAAUUUUGCUUAACACAAAUCUUUUGUAAGACAGUAUCAUGAAAGGGAACUUUGUGUUUUCAAUAACAGACUAUUUUAGGAUGUCAUACAGAAGGUAUUGAUGAUAGUUAAAAUAUUGAUAGAAGGAAUAUGUAUAUCUAGAUGAGACUACCAUGUCUAUGUAUUCUUGACAAGCAGUAUAUACCUGUGAUUUUUUUUAUAUUAGGAGUAAUACAUAAGAAAUUAUGUAUUAUAAGAAAUGAAUCAUAUAUAUAUAUAUAUAUUAUAUUAUUAUAUAUAUAUUAUAUAUAUAUAUAUAUAUAUAUAUAUAUAUAUAAUCAGCCCUUUUGGGGGGAGUACUUAACUGCCCAUGAUAUGUAUUUUUACAUUUUUAAUCUUGGGUUUUUCACAUAUUUAGAUAUUCCUUGUGAGUAGGCUUAAGAAGAAAAAUCUUUAAAUGAAAUUGAAUUAUUGAUGGGAUAGCAUAAGUAUUACAAAAGCCAGUAUUCUAAAAAUAAGAGAGGAUAUAGGGCCAUUCUUAGUUUACUUCUUUUUUGCUAUCAUCAUUAUUCAAAGCUUAAGUGUCAUAUUGGUACCUGAUAAAGAUUAGCAGUAAUAAACAGUUGUUUUAUUCUGACCAAUUACUUGAGAGGAAAACAGUAUAACUAUCUCAUUCAAUUUUUAACAGUUCUAUAAACUAGGUAUCACCUCCAUUUUUUUUUUCAGAUAAGGAAAUAAGGGUUUAAGCAAGGCUAAGAGACUUAUGCAGUUCACACAGCAAGUUAGUGGUUGAACCAGACCAUGAGUCUUAUGACUCUGCUCUUUUCACUAUGCAAUUUGCAAGCAAUAAAAUGUUACACAAAUGAAAUAGCAAGUA
Messenger RNA from Erinaceus europaeus (western European hedgehog), 4520 nucleotides. It is a transcript of the gene MAP4K5, whose product is annotated as mitogen-activated protein kinase kinase kinase kinase 5. The transcript is spliced from 32 exons. Gene Ontology annotation, molecular function: MAP kinase kinase kinase kinase activity; ATP binding. Gene Ontology annotation, biological process: protein phosphorylation. NCBI's taxonomy places the organism in Eukaryota, Metazoa, Chordata, Mammalia, Eulipotyphla, Erinaceidae. Bases 430 to 3021 code for a protein of 863 amino acids. The record is from RefSeq and is a predicted model, not a curated record.